CCUAGUCCAAUUUCUUUCUUCUUUUUUCAGUAGUUAAAACCCACACCAUGGCCUCCGAAUACACGUACGACGAGGAAGGUGAGACAUGGCCGUUCUUUGUGAUGGCUGUGCUCACGUUUAUUUUAUUGCCAUUGACCUUUAGAUGGGUGUAUCGGAUCUUCAAUGAAGACAAUCCAAUCACAGUCAAUCAGAAGAUAAAGGGGUCCAUUGUGUCCGAGGACGUGAUCAUUGAGAACAGGGACGCCAUACACUCGUACCAGCGUAAACAGAAGUCGUUCAAGGUUCUCAACAAGACGUUGUUGGCCAUAAUCGUUGGUUGGUUCCUUGUGAUUUACAUUGGAUUUGUCCAUACUCAAGAAGCCAAUUUAACUGGAGCUUUUGACCCUUACACCAUUUUAGAUGUUUCAACAUUCUCUUCAGAAAAGGAAAUCAAAUCAAGAUAUAGAAAAUUGUCAUUGAAAUUCCAUCCAGAUAAACUCCCCAAGGAUAUGACUGAUAAAUUGAAAGAGGAAAUGGAAGCAAGUUACAUUCAAAUGACUUUGGCUUAUAAGGCCUUGACUGAUGAAACUACCAAGGAAAAUUUCUUGAAAUAUGGUCAUCCAGAUGGUCCACAAGAAAUUAAACAUGGUAUUGCCAUUCCAAAUUUCCUUGUUGAAGGUAAAUAUUCCCCUAUCAUGGUGAUUGUAUAUUUCUUACUCAUUGGAGGACUUCUCCCAGCCAUUGUUGGUCUGUGGUGGAACAAUGCCAAGACCCACACCCGUAAGGGGCUCCAUGUCGAUACUGCUGCCGUUUUCACCAGAAAAUUGACCGAUAAAAACCCUGCCAAGAUUGUUACUCCUUAUGAUUUAUUAGAUUGGAUUUGUCUUUCCAAUGAAAUUCAAACUUCUUUCAAACAUUUACCCGGUCCAGUGAUUAAAGAUUGUAUUCAAAGACAUUUAUUUAGAUCUUUUGAACCAUUCCCAUCUAAUAAUGUCAAUUUGGAACAAGAAAAAAUUAAAAUUAUUUCUCAUUUACCCAAAUUAAUUAGUGGAUUAAUUGAUAUUGCCACUGUUUUCAGACAUACUGAUGUCUUAUUAGCUGCAACUGACCUUCAAAAAUGUAUCUCACAGGCAGUACCACCAAUUGGUAAAUACCAAGAUUUGUUACAAUUACCAUAUGUAGAUUCACAAGUGGUGCAAGGACAACCAAUUAAAAAAUUGGGUAAACUUUUCACCUUGUCAAAGGAUGAACAAAAGAAAGUUUUGGGAAUUAAAGAAGAUGAGAAAUUAUCUCAAGCAUUAAAAAUUGCUGAACGUAUCCCAACUUUAAGAAUUCUUCUGGCUGAAUUUAAAGUCCCCGGUGAAGAAAUCAUCCCACCAGUGGCUAGUGCACAUGUUUCAUUGAAAUUUUUAGUGAAAUCUCCUAAACAUAAAUCUUGUCCAGAUAUUGCUGAUGAUGAUAGAAGACUUCAAACGGAGGAAACUCUUGAAUACUUGAGAAACCCCAUUGCCUCCGUCAAUGAUAGCCAACCAUCUUUACCAUACACAUAUGCUCCAUACUUCCCUGACAGUUCUCGUAAUCACUGGACUGGAUUUUUGAUCUCACAAAAGGAUAAUAAGAUUGUAGAAGGAAUGAAUGCCGCAUAUUUGGAGAAUUUGGAUUUGAGUAACUUGGAAUUGACUCAAGAACAAUAUAUCAAUGGUGGAGAAGAAGUUGUGAUUGGGAAGUUUAACAUUCCUCUUACCACUCCUACUCCAGGUGCAUCUGGUGAAUACCAUUUCCGUCUUAUAUUGAAGAACAAUGGAUACUUUGGAUGUGACGUGGAUGUUCCAAUCAAGAUGAACGUCGAAGUUCCAGUGCCAAAGCUUUUCAAUAACCGUAAGGAAAAGAAGAAGAUCAUGGAAGUUUCUGGCUCUUCAUCGGAAGAAGAUGAAGACGAUGAAAGUGAUAUUUCCGACCCAGAAGAAGAUUCCAUUGCUGGUGCUUUGGCUGCAUUCAGAGGAGGUAACGUUAAGCUGCUGGACGACAAAAACAACGAUGACAAUGACGCAGAAAGUGACACCGAAAGUAUUUUCACCGAUAUCAACACCGAUACGGAAGACGAAAAGGAGUAGGUCUUUUUAUAUAGCUAUAUAUAUAUAUGUUCUAUAAAGGUGAUAUAUUUUUACUGUUGUGGGAGGGGGUAGAUAAUU
This is a messenger RNA of [Candida] anglica, 2171 nucleotides long. Lineage: Eukaryota; Fungi; Ascomycota; Pichiomycetes; Serinales; Debaryomycetaceae. The record is from the annotation of a GenBank genome assembly.